AUGAACGAUUCCGAAGAAUCGGCGAACAAGUCGGCCUACUGGCAAGACUUUUGCGUCCCGCGGAGCGAAAUUCGGAGGUACGAAGAUCCACGGAUCCCCGACUUGAGGAAUGUAACUUACGGCAUUGUCAUACCGGUCAUAUGUUUUUUCGGCAUCUUCGGCAACGUACUCAACUUGAUUGUCCUCACGAGGCGCAACAUGCAGGGAACGGCUUACAUUUACAUGAGAGGAUACUCAACGGCCUCGCUGCUCGCCCUGGCCAUCUGCAUCUCGUUCACGCUGCGCGUCCUCACCCACAGGGAUAACCUCGGCUGGUCCAGCUGGCUGCAGGCCUUUUACCACGUGCACCUCGAGCUCUACCUCGGCAACAGCUGUCUCGGCGUGAGCGUGAUGAUGCUGUCGGCGCUGACGCUCGAGAGACACGCGAGCGUCUGCCAGCCCCGGAAACACCGCCGGCCCGUCUGCGGUCCGCCACGUUGGACCGUCCUCGUCCUGCCGUUGGCGACUUUCCUCCUGUACGUGCCCUACGCCUUCAAGGCCAAAAUCCAGAGGUGUCUCCUCGCGAAGGCCGUACUCUACCGCAGACGGGAGAACUCGGACCUGCUGCGCUCGCUGGUUUACAAGGUGUACAGGGUGCUGCUGGAGACGGGGUUCAAGGUGGGCCCAACCGUGCUACUGGCCGUGCUGAACUUGCGGAUCGUGCUGGCGUACAGGCGCACGUGCGAGCGCCGCCGACGAUUGACGCGUCGCAGCGCGAGGGACGCCAGAAGCGUGUCCGAGGAGCGUAGGCUCGUCAUGCUGCUCGGCAGCACCAGCUUGCUCUUCCUCGUCUGCGUCAGUCCCAUGGUCAUCCUCGACCUCACCCUCAACGAGGCCAACCUCAGCAUCUUCUCCUACCAGGUGUUUCGCGCCACGGCCAACCUGCUGGAGGUGGUCAACUACUCGCUGACCUUUUACAUCUACUGCCUCUUCUCCGAGGACUUUCGGGCCACCCUGCUGCGGACGUUCAAGUGGCCCGACAGGAGCCUAGGCUCGGGGAGCAAUAGCCCGAGCCCCGAGUACAUCGCCAACACGCCCCCUCCGCUCUCGCCGCGCCGCGGCUAA
Copidosoma floridanum is the source of this 1104-nucleotide messenger RNA. Its product is annotated as putative G protein-coupled receptor B0563.6. Lineage: Eukaryota; Metazoa; Arthropoda; Insecta; Hymenoptera; Encyrtidae. Gene Ontology annotation, molecular function: G protein-coupled peptide receptor activity. Gene Ontology annotation, biological process: G protein-coupled receptor signaling pathway. Gene Ontology annotation, cellular component: membrane. The record is from RefSeq and is a predicted model, not a curated record.